AGUGCUUCAUAGGCAUAACAACAAGUUUCUAGCUUAUAAUCAAUAGUCACUUCUAUUAGCAACAUGGCUAACUCCAAAAGUCAGUUCAUCCCUGCCAUGCUUCUUUGGGCCCUACUAAUCAUGCUCACCCUGGAUUUCACAGCUGCCAGUGUAGGCAUCUGCUACGGAAUGCUCGGAAGCGACCUGCCCGACCCAUCGACAGUGGUGGCUCUAUUGAAGCAACACAACAUCCAAACCGUGAGAAUGUACAACCCCCACGGCCCCACCCAACAAGCCCUCAGUGGGUCCGGCAUUGAGCUAAUUCUCGGCGUCCCUAAUACCGACCUCCAAUCCGUGGCCGCCAGCCAGGCCAACGCCGACAAGUACAUUGCGGUCGGGAACGAGGUUAGCCCCGUGGUCGAUGGCUCGGCCCAAUACGUAUCCUACGUCCUCCCGGCCCUCCAAAACAUCCAGACCGCGAUCAACUCGGCCGGGCUCGGAGGCCAGGUCCUGGUCUCGACCGCGGUCGAGAUGACCCUCCUGAGCACGACGUACCCGCCGGCCGACGCGACUUUCCGGCCCGAAGUCACCUCGUACGUCGAGCCCAUCAUCCAACACCUCGCCGAUAACCGGGCCCCGCUCCUCGUCAACAUCUACCCAUACUACAACUACAUCUCCAGCAAAUCGCAGGUCGACUUGGACUACGCGCUCUUCAAGUCAACUGUCGGGGUCGAUGCAGGCGGGGUCCACUACCCGAACCUCUUCUCCGCGAUGGUGGACUCGGUUUACGCGGCGCUCGAGAAGGUCAAAGGCGGCUCGUCGUUGGAGGUGGUGGUGUCGGAGAGCGGGUGGCCGUCGGACGGUGGGGACGCGGCCUCGAUGGACUACGCCAGCACUUACAACGCCAACUUGGCGCGGCACGUGGGGGACGGGACACCCAAGAGGCCCGGGAAGGAGGUCGAGACGUACAUUUUCGAUUUUUUUGACGAGAACGAGAAGAGCCCCGAGCACGAGAAGCAUUUCGGGGUGUUUUAUCCGGAUGGGCAGCCUAAGUAUGAUGUCAGUUUUGCCUAAGUCCAUAUAUUAUUAUUAUUAUAUAUCUAUAUAUUAGAAGUUGCAUGCUUUUUCUGGUUCAGCAAGUUUUUGUUAUGGACCAGUGUUUGUGAUUGGAGUUCUAGUUUGAAUAAAAUGGACCUUUUUUUUAAGGUUGGAUAGUAGUGGGAAUGUUAUGUUAUGUUAUGCAUGGAUUUUUCAGUUGAUUUACAGUUAAUAUCAUUUUGGGAAUUAUAUGACUAUGGC
Messenger RNA from Striga asiatica, 1278 nucleotides. Lineage: Eukaryota; Viridiplantae; Streptophyta; Magnoliopsida; Lamiales; Orobanchaceae. The record is from the annotation of a GenBank genome assembly.